GGGGGGUCCCUGGACUGGUUUUGGGGAUCCCUGGACUGGUUUUGGGGAUCCCUGGCUGGGCUGAGGCUCUUUUGGGGUUGCUCCAGGUCCCCAUUUUUGCAACAACUCCACUCAAGCUCCCCUCCCCAAAACGCCCCCCUUUGCCUUCUUCCCCCUCCCAUUUCUCCCACAGGUUCCCUUUCCAGCGGGGAUAUCCCUGGAUUCCGGGCUUUUCCCGGGAUUCCGCCAUGGCUCCUUCACGCAGCCGCUCCACCCAAAUCCCGCCGUGUAUUCCCAAACGCCAGCUGCCCCCGGGAUACUCGGAUUCCCUCCUUUUCCUGUGCGCCCGCCGCAUGGUGGCUCAGCACCCCCUUCCCGUCCUCCUUCCCGCCCUUCCCGCCCACCUCUAUCCCAUCCUUUUCCAAGCUGCGUUCCUGGAUGGGAGACCCCUGGUCCUGCGGGAUUUGGUGACCGCUUGGCCCUUCCCGGUGCUCAACUUCCAGCGGCUCGUGGGGCGCCGGGAGCUGCUCCGGGAUCAUCCCUGCAAGCUCUGCGUCCAGGCCGUCAUCCUGGCCGUGGUGGCGCAGCUCCGGCGGGAUCUGGAGGAGCCGGGACGCGAUUCCAGCGGGUGCCGGCUCCGCGUGCUGGACGUAACGGGAGUUCCGGAUGAUCCCGCCGGCCGCGCUCCCGACGGGAUGAGCGUCUGGUCCGGCACCGUGGCCUUGGCCAAGGCCUGCGUGGAGGUGUCCAAGCACCAGCGGGAAUUCCAGAGGCGCGGAUCCAAGCGGCACAAAGGCCGUUCCGGCGCCGCCACGGCCGCGGCCGCUCCGCAGCCCCCGGGCGUGGACGUCCACGCCGACCUGUUCGUCAACGGAACAUCCUACGGGAUCCUCCGGGACGCGCUCCAGACCGGAGCCGCCGGCCCGCUGCGCCUCAAGUGCCGGGAAUUCCAAGCCGAGAAGCUCUCCCUGGCCGGAAUCGUGAGCCUGCUGGAAUCCUUGGAUCCUUCCUGCGUGCGGAGGGUGGAUCUGCGCUUCCGGAAUCUGGGAUUGACCGGGCUCUCGGUGAUCCUGCCGCACCUCUCCCGCUUCCCAGAGCUGCGGAGCCUCAAGCUCCAGUACAGCAACGUCGACGUGCGGCGCCCGACGCCGGAAUCGGCCAUCGGAAUCCGGUGCCUGGCCGGGCAGCUGGGAAUGCUGCCCAGCCUCCGGGAGCUCAACCUGGGAUCCUCCCGGCUCUCCGGGAAUCUGCGCCAGAUCCUCUGCGACCUCCAGGCUCCGUUGGAAAGCUUGGAAUUGGCCUUCUGCUCCCUCCUUCCCGCCGACCUCGCCUUCCUCUCCCAAAGCUUCCACGCUCCGGCCCUCAAAAGGUUGGAUCUGAGCGGCCACGACUUCUCCCAAAGCCUCCUGGAGCCGCUCCGGCUGCUCCUGGAGGAAACCUCGGCCUCGCUGCUGCACCUGGAUCUCAUGGAAUGCCGCAUGGCCGACUCCCACCUGGACGCGCUGCUGCCGACGCUCCGGCGCUGCUCCCGCCUGCGCUUCCUGGGACUCUACGGCAAUUCCCUGUCCACGGCCGCGCUCAAGGAUCUGCUCCAGAAAACCCUGGAGCUGCCGGAUCUGCGCCUGGUCGUGUAUCCCUUCCCUGUGGAUUGCUACAAGCCGGAGCCUCCGCGCAGAAUCCCGGGAUCCCGGCGGAUUUACGAGGAGCCCAUGGAUGGCGAACGUUUGGCGGCGGCGAGCGCCGAGAUUUCCCAGCUGCUGGCGAAUUCCGGGAGAACCGACCUCGUCUGGACUUACAAUCCCUACGGACACGGAGCCAUGGACUACUUCUCCUUGUGACUCGGGAAAGGCUUGGAGGCGGGAAAAGCUCGGAGCCUCCAGCCCGGAAAAGCGCCGCCUCCUUCUUCCCAAACUCUGGGGCGUUUCCCGCCUCAUCCCGGUGCUUUUCCACCUCAUUCCAGUAUUUUUUUUCCCUUCAUUUCGGUGCUUUCCCACCUCGUUUCAGGAUUUUUCCUGUUCAUCCCGUUGUUAUUCCGCCCGAUCCCGAGAUUUUUUUCCCUGAUUUUCUUGCUUUUCUGCCGCAUUUUGAGGUUUUUCCAUCCCAUCCCGAUAUUUUUCCCCUUAUCCCGAUACUUUUCCUCCUCAUUCCAAGUUUUUCCCACUUCAUUCUGGUGUUUUUCCCCCAUUUUGUUCUUUUUCCAGCCCAUCCUGGCGUUUUUCCAUUGGGAUUGGGUUUGCAUGGCCAAAUUUUGGGAGGCUCCGGGGCUGGAUUCCGUGGGAAGCUGCCGGAAGCUUCUCCCAUGUCCGGCUGAUCCCAUCGGGAACGGUGAUGACGCCUCUGGAAUUCGAAUUAAGUUGGAAGAAACACAUCAUGGCACAGAUGGAAUUCUGGAGCAGGAAUAUGGGAAAGGAACGACUCUGGAGAUUAUUCCAAGGAACUGGAGUGGAAAUUCCCAAAAUUCCCUGGUGCAUCCAAUGGGAAGCCCAUCCUGGGGCUGGAUCCUCGCAAGGACCUGCGGAUCCAUGGAAAAGGGAGCAGAUUCCUGGUAGGAUUCCGUGACCGCAGAGGAAAAAAACCUUGGAGUGGGAUGUUCCCAAAGGAUUGACCCCUUGGAAAAGGAAAUUGUCUUCCAUGGGAAUGACACGUUGGAGAAAUCCAUGGAAAACUCGCUGUGGGAUGGAUUCACGUUGGAGAAAUCCUGGAAAACUCUUUCCCGUGGUGGAAGAAUCCAUGGAAAACUCGCUGUGGGAUGGAUUCACGUUGGAGAAAUCCUGGAAAACUCUUUCCCAUGGUGGAGAAAUCCAUGGAAAACUCUUACCUUGGGAUGGAUUCAUGGAGAAAUCUCUCCCAUGGGAACGACCCAGUGGAGAAAUCCAUGGAAAACUUGCUGUGGGAUAGAUUCACGUUGGAGAAAUGGAAAAUCCCACGGGAUGGCCCCGGGCUCCCAGCGCUGCUGGAGGGAUUGAGGGAAAGCUGGGAAAGAGGGAAGUGGGGAGGGGGGAAAAGGUGGAUUUGGGGUCUUGUUCUCCUGCUCUGAUUCCGUUGGAAAUAAACUCAUCCUAUCCCA
This is a messenger RNA of Corvus hawaiiensis (hawaiian crow), 3046 nucleotides long. RefSeq names its product leucine-rich repeat-containing protein 14-like. Bases 228 to 1817 code for a protein of 529 amino acids. Gene Ontology annotation, cellular component: cytoplasm. The transcript is spliced from 4 exons. NCBI's taxonomy places the organism in Eukaryota, Metazoa, Chordata, Aves, Passeriformes, Corvidae. The record is from RefSeq and is a predicted model, not a curated record.